Molecule: messenger RNA, 2568 nt
Organism: Homarus americanus (American lobster)
Lineage: Eukaryota; Metazoa; Arthropoda; Malacostraca; Decapoda; Nephropidae
Exons: 1
Coding region: 156-1484 (442 amino acids)
Biological process (GO): proteolysis
Molecular function (GO): cysteine-type endopeptidase activity
Source: RefSeq, a predicted model, not a curated record
AGGAUGUGGAAGAGGAGGAGGUAGAAGACGAGGAGGAGGAAGAGGAGGAGGAGGAGCCAAUACAAUCACGCUUUUUGGCGAGGUCGAAUACGGUAUUAGUCACUCAGUCAGACGAUGUUGCGAGCGUCCGAAGAGUGUCGUCACAAACUACAGUCAUGGUCAAUAACUUACCGCAGGAGAUCAGAGGCAACGAUCGAUUACCCUCCAUAACCGUCGAGGAGGUGGAUCAGGGAGGUCCCUCAGGCAACAGGUCUCUCUCCUACACCAACCCCACAGACUGUCUCUCACCAGGUCUUGACGACAGCUCGGAAAGUCAACACUAUUUCACGAAUUUGAAGAGGGGCAGGUGUAGGGGUCGAAUGCAUAAGUCACACAUCAAGGUGAAGUACACGAAGGUUUACGGUGAGAGUGACGGAGCCUACAGGAAUGACUCAACACCUAGAGGUCUGGUGUUCUUGUGUAACUUCUCUAAGUUUGAUAAAUAUCCUGAUCGAGAAGGUUCUGAGAGAGACUACGAGAACCUGUUAAACCUCUUCCAGCAGAUGGGUUACGGCUACACCCACCGCAGGAACAGGUACUGUCAGACUGGCAACAUCACCAAGAAAGAAUUUAUGGAAAAGCUUUUAGCCUUCAGUAAUGAGAAGAAACAUCAAAUGUUUUGCUCAUGUGUCAUCAUCAUCAUGAGUCACGGCUCAGGACCAAAGACCUUCAUCACCUCAGACGACCAAGAGGUGGAUCUGAUGGACGUGUACAGCAUCUUCGACAACAUCCACUGUGAAGCUUUACGAGGGAAGCCAAAGAUAUUUAUCCUGCAGUUCUGUCGCAACAUCCCGGACGUUAAGUUGGACCAACGAACCAGGAAAUUACUAAUGACUGAACCGAUUCCUAAUGACCUCUUGAGGAUGAUCAUUCGUGAGGAGGUCGAAAGACUUCUCCAGAGUAGACCCGCCCACCACCAACACCCCCACGAUGGAAAGAACACGCCAAUGGACACCGGCCCUACAAGUCCCAUUUACCUGGCGAUUGAGCGCCUAAGCAGAAAUCCCUCUUUUUCAUCUCUCUCUUCCCUCAUAGACCCCACAACGUCUCAGGUCACGGACACACAUGAUACAAAAGGUCACAUUAACAGUGACUCCUACCACAGCGACACCCGGAACGUUCCCUCGACGCCAAAGGAAGGUGUUCAGAGAUACUCAGAUAUGUACUCUAUCUUCUCCACGUCUCCAGGAGAACUAUCUCACCGGGACCCUCAUAAAGGUUCUCUCCUCAUUCAGGCGAUCUGUCACGUCUUCGCAGAGUUCGCAUACCAGGACGAUAUCGACACCCUGGUGAGGAAAGUGUCCACAUAUAUGACGAAGACACUGCAGAAGGAUGACCCCAUUACUGUACCUCGCCAGACCUGUGAGAGGACCAACAAUGGUCUCGAUAAAUGCUUCUAUUUUAACCCUGUGGAAAUACCUUACUGCAGACACGUCACCAUCUGAUCCAGAAGAGGAUUGAUCCGGGCAACAUUCUUCACUAAACUGACCUAUAAAUGACUGACAGGGAGGCUAGACUCAUCCACCGCAGGUUCAACCAACACCAGGCGUCCACAUUACGUCUCCUCUGUGUUAAUACCCAAGAAAUUAUCUAAGGAAGCCAAGAAAAAUUCAUCACCACAACUAUUUAUAACGAACAUAAGCCAUCAAGUCACACCAAGAGCUGGAGGAGUUAGUACCUGAGUCUGAAACAUUACCUGUAAUCAGUAGAUUCUUAGGAAGGUGAAGGUUGGCAGUUCUAUUGUUUCUUAGGUAAUAUUUAACACCAGGUUAGUAUGUAAGACUUAACAGGUGUGUAAACUUACCCAAAUCAUUGAAUAUUUACUCUUUGAAGACGAUAGUUUACCUUACCAUACUCCAAGCUAUCAUACUCAAGGCGUUACUCCAAGCUAUCAUACUCAAGGCGUUACUCCAAGCUAUCAUACUCAAGGCGUUACUCCAAGCUAUCAUACUCAAGGCGUUACUCCAAGCUAUCAUACUCAAGGUGUUACUCCAAGCUAUCAUACUCAAGGUGUUACUCCAAUCUAUCAUAUUCAAGGUGUUACUCCAAGCUAUCAUAUUCAAGGUGUUACUCCAAGCUAUCAUAUUCAAGGUGUUACUCCAAGCUAUCAUAUUCAAGGUGUUACUCCAAGCUAUCAUAUUCAAGGUGUUACUCCAAGCUAUCAUAUUCAAGGUGUUACUCCAAGCUAUCAUAUUCAAGGUGUUACUCCAAGCUAUCAUAUUCAAGGUGUUACUCCAAGCUAUCAUCCUCGAAGCAUUAAACCAUCAUCCUUAAAGUUUUUAUACUAAACUUAAACUAAACUAUAAAAAAAAACUAAAGUAAAAAUAAAUAUAGUUAGACAUAUCUUUAGGUUGAGGGGAGAAAUAUGUAUGAACAGUAGAUGUAUGAGAAUGAUACAUAGAAGGAAUUAGAAUGAUAUGUGAUAAUUAGAAUUGUUUUAUUGCUUACAUGUAUAUAUACCUUAUUUAUUUCUUCCCUUAUUCUUCCUCUUUAUCUUAUUCUUAUACUUCUUUUUCUUUUAAUUUUCCU